Glycine soja is the source of this 3263-nucleotide messenger RNA. Its product is annotated as pentatricopeptide repeat-containing protein At4g19220, mitochondrial-like. The coding region runs from base 289 to 3123 and encodes 944 amino acids. Gene Ontology annotation, cellular component: intracellular membrane-bounded organelle. The transcript has a single exon. Gene Ontology annotation, biological process: RNA modification. The record is from RefSeq and is a predicted model, not a curated record. Lineage: Eukaryota; Viridiplantae; Streptophyta; Magnoliopsida; Fabales; Fabaceae. Gene Ontology annotation, molecular function: protein binding; RNA binding.
UACAUUGGCUAGUUAAAUAUUUAUGCAUAGUUGCUUGCAUCACACUUAAGAACCGCUGUUAAUUGAACUAGUUUCAUUUCUAGUGUCAUGUUGAGACUAGACCAAAACGUUAUCUAGCAACGAUAAAACACUGCUACAAUCUUUUCCCAAAUAAGAGUGAGUUAUUACGUAGGAGCUACUCUACUGCUAAGCAUUGCCAUCGAAGAUUCGAAAUUGCAAAGUUCUCAAAUUAAUAUUCUUUAGCGCAAGACAGGAUUUUUCAUAGCUACAAUCAAGCAUGAAGUGAAAAUGAAAACAUGGGUAGUUUUCCAAUUACUACUAAAGCACGUUAAAAGAUUGGCCAAUGAAAAUUUAGCCUUGUUUGGACCUAGAAUAUCACCAUCAUCCCAUUCAAUUUCUAAACAGAACUACCAAAAUGGGAACUUCAGCGUUGUUAAGCGACACGGGCUUCCCAUUACUCCAUAUGCUCCUGCAAUGUUAUCGCAUUGUCAUUGUUUUUGCAGCGUCAUUCAGCUGUUUGACGAAAUGCCACAAAGAUAUAUACAUGGGAGAGAGAUCCAUUUUGAGCUUGUUGAUUACAUCAAAUUGUGCCUCAAAAAACCCAAAAUUGUGACUGCCACUGUUGCCCAUUGUGCAGCCUUAAAGAUAGGUGCUCUAGCUCACCUCCCCACUUCAACAUCUCUACUCACUAUUUAUUCCAAGGCUGGAGACUUUACCUCUUCAAAGGGUUUGUUUGAUGAGAUUCAGAAUAGAGAUGCGAUUGCUUGGAAUGCUAUUGUUGCAGCAUCUCUUGAAAAUAAGUGUUAUAGGAUAGCAAUGGACUUCUUUGAUAAAAUGAUCAAGGCCCAAACUGGGUUUGAUUCUACUACUCUAUUGCUUAUUGUAUCAGCUUCCUUACACAUGAAAAACUUUGAUCAAGGACGCGCAAUUCAUUGUGUGAGUAUAAAAUCUGGAAUGCUUGUGGAUAUCAGUUUAGGUAAUGCUCUUGUUGACAUGUAUGCCAAGUGUGGUGAUCUAAGCUCUUCUGAGUGCCUAUAUGAAGAGAUUGAAUGUAAAGAUGCAGUUUCAUGGAAUUCAAUUAUGAGAGGCAGUCUUUACAACCGUCAUCCAGAAAAAGCAUUGUGUUACUUCAAAAGAAUGAGUUUUUCUGAAGAAACAGCAGACAAUGUCAGUCUAUGUUGUGCCAUUUCCGCGUCUUCAAGUUUGGGAGAGCUGUCUUUUGGUCAGUCCGUUCACGGUCUGGGAAUCAAGCUAGGCUACAAGUCACAUGUUUCAGUUGCCAACUCUCUCAUUUCAUUAUAUUCACAAUGUGAAGACAUCAAGGCUGCUGAAACACUAUUCAGAGAAAUAGCACUUAAAGAUAUUGUUUCCUGGAAUGCAAUGAUGGAAGGAUUUGCUUCAAAUGGAAAGAUUAAGGAAGUGUUUGAUCUUCUGGUUCAAAUGCAAAAAGUAGGGUUUUUCCAGCCUGAUAUAGUGACAUUAAUUACCCUACUUCCACUUUGUGCAGAACUGAUGCUCUCCAGAGAAGGAAGAACUAUCCAUGGAUAUGCAAUUCGAAGACAGAUGAUAUCUGAUCAUGUUAUGUUACUGAACAGUCUGAUAGGCAUGUAUUCAAAGUGCAACCUAGUGGAGAAAGCUGAGCUCUUGUUCAAUUCUACUGCAGAGAAAGACACAGUCUCAUGGAAUGCAAUGAUAUCUGGCUAUUCCCAUAACAGGUAUUCUGAAGAAGCUCAAAAUUUGUUCACAGAGAUGCUACGUUGGGGUCCAAAUUGCAGCUCAUCAACUGUUUUUGCUAUUCUUUCAUCCUGCAACUCCCUUAAUAUUAAUAGUAUCCACUUCGGAAAAUCAGUUCACUGCUGGCAGUUGAAAUCUGGAUUUUUGAACCACAUUCUUUUAAUAAAUAUUCUCAUGCACAUGUAUAUCAAUUGUGGGGACCUGACAGCCAGUUUCUCAAUUUUGCACGAGAAUUCUGCUUUAGCAGAUAUAGCUUCAUGGAACACACUAAUUGUGGGGUGUGUUCGAUGUGACCAUUUUAGAGAGGCUCUAGAGACUUUCAACUUGAUGAGACAGGAACCUCCUCUAAACUAUGACUCUAUAACCCUUGUUAGUGCCUUGUCUGCCUGUGCAAACCUGGAACUAUUCAACCUAGGGAAGUCUCUUCACGGCCUUACAGUUAAGUCUCCUUUGGGAUCAGAUACUCGGGUUCAGAACUCGUUAAUUACCAUGUAUGACAGAUGCAGGGACAUCAAUAGUGCCAAAGUAGUGUUUAAAUUCUUCUCAACUCCCAAUCUGUGCUCAUGGAAUUGCAUGAUCUCAGCAUUAUCUCAUAAUAGAGAAAGUAGAGAGGCACUGGAACUAUUUCUCAAUCUUCAGUUCGAACCAAAUGAGAUCACCAUUAUUGGUGUUCUCUCAGCUUGCACUCAAAUUGGUGUCCUAAGACAUGGAAAACAAGUUCAUGCCCAUGUGUUCAGGACUUGCAUUCAAGACAAUUCUUUCAUAUCAGCAGCUCUUAUAGAUUUGUAUAGCAACUGUGGAAGAUUAGACACUGCCCUCCAAGUAUUCAGACAUGCCAAGGAGAAGUCAGAAUCAGCUUGGAAUUCAAUGAUUUCUGCAUAUGGAUACCAUGGAAAGGGUGAGAAAGCAAUCAAACUCUUUCAUGAAAUGUGUGAGUCAGGAGCAAGGGUGAGCAAAAGCACUUUUGUUAGCCUUUUAUCAGCAUGCAGCCAUUCUGGACUUGUGAACCAAGGUCUUUGGUUUUAUGAGUGUAUGUUGGAGAGAUAUGGAGUACAACCUGAGACUGAGCAUCAAGUUUAUGUGGUUGACAUGCUAGGAAGAUCAGGUAGACUAGAUGAGGCUUAUGAGUUUGCUAAGGGGUGUGACAGCUCAGGUGUGUGGGGAGCUCUCCUAAGUGCAUGCAACUAUCAUGGAGAACUCAAGUUGGGGAAAAAAAUUGCUCAAUAUCUCUUUCAACUUGAACCUCAAAAUGUUGGACAUUACAUAUCUUUGUCAAAUAUGUAUGUUGCUGCAGGAAGCUGGAAAGAUGCUACCGAGUUGAGACAAUCUAUCCAGGACUUGGGUUUAAGAAAAACCGCAGGUUAUAGCCUUGUAGAUGUUGGUUUGUGAUAAAAGGAGAAUUGCUUUUAUUUUUUCUAGAGAAAGCUAUUUCACUUCUAGUUCAAGGCCAACACCUCGGCAUAAAUAAUUGUGUUUACAGAUUGCAACUAUUAAUGAACAAAAUUUAGGUAGGUAUUCUUACUUUUUUU